Molecule: messenger RNA, 1246 nt
Organism: Tarenaya hassleriana
Lineage: Eukaryota; Viridiplantae; Streptophyta; Magnoliopsida; Brassicales; Cleomaceae
Exons: 12
Coding region: 48-1043 (331 amino acids)
Source: RefSeq, a predicted model, not a curated record
GAUGUCGACGAUUUUUUUAUGCGGUUGUUCCGUGCCCGUACUCUUCAAUGGCGGCAAUCUCCUCUAUUCAGUGCUUCUUCUCUUGUUGCGAUGCUUCUCCUCAUCUGCGCGACCAGAACGUGUCGCUCUGGAGAUGGACUUCUAGGGUUUUGAUGUUUCGGAGUCUCCAUCCGUCUCCAGUUUCUGGCGCGGAGUUGAAGCGAAGGGGAGCUUUCGUCCGUGCAGCCAAGCAAGAUGCAGAGGGGGCGUUUAAGAAGACGGUGGAAAUAGAUCGCAUGAUUGAUGCUCUAAAGGAUGCCAACCCGAGAGAACUCGAGAUGCUUGUUGUCCAAAAUGUCCUUGCUUUUGACGAGGGCUUUUGGAUGCGCCUUGCGGUUAGGACAGAUACUUGCAAAUCAGAGGAUGACAAAAAGGACUAUGAGGAGCUCGCUACAAAUGUGAUGAGUAUAGUUGACUGUGUUGUCCAUAAGACUAAGGAACGGAUAGAAUCGGCCACUGAUGUCCUUAAGGGGAUUCUAAGACCUGUUGUUGAUGAAGUGGAAGAAAUCUCAUGGCCUCCAAGAGAUCCCGAAACUAUCAAACAAAUGGAAAAGGAAAUAAUCCAACGAGAAAAGGAAGGACUAUUGGAUGAGGGAUUUCUUUCAGAAGUAAAUGCUCAGCUACGACAAGCAAAAGAAGAUAAAGACAAACCGGGCCUUGAGGCUAUGCUGCAAAAGGUUCUGCAACUCUAUGCUGCCAAAAUACUCUCCAAGCGCAGCUAUGCAAAGAAAGGGAAUGAAAUUCUGAAGGCGGAGCAGUUCCUCGAGACACUGAUCAAAGCCCCUGAGGAUCAGUGGAAUAGACUUUUGCUGGAUGGACUGACAGUCGGAAAAGGAGAAAUUACACCCGAGGAGCUAUCGGCUGUUACCAAGAAACGGAUCGAGCGGACACUUAUCCGAACUGAAGGAGGCUCGUACCAGCAACGAGUCUUGACGGAAUAUCUCAAAGGGAUCGAGUCGAGAGCUGAGGAGAUUGUGAAUUUACUUCAGGGAAAAUCACAAUGAGACCCCAAACCGGGAAAAUUUUAUCUGGUACUUCCAGUUUACCAAACCAAUGGUUAUUGAUUGGUUUGGUUAGCAGGCACGGUCAGGCUUUCCCGGCUCAAUACUAUUAUUUUAUUUUCGUCGAACCAUAAUUGUAUUUGUUUACACUGUACCAUAAUUGUUUUAGCUUGUAUUAUUUAUUUAUUUAACUAUUUAUGUACCAA